Grus americana (Whooping crane) is the source of this 2731-nucleotide messenger RNA. RefSeq names its product NEDD4 binding protein 2 like 1 (gene N4BP2L1). The transcript has 5 exons. Lineage: Eukaryota; Metazoa; Chordata; Aves; Gruiformes; Gruidae. The coding region runs from base 70 to 711 and encodes 213 amino acids. The record is from RefSeq and is a predicted model, not a curated record.
CCGUCCCUCCCUGCCGGGGCGGCCCCGGCCGGCACCGCGCCCGGCCCGGCCCCUGGGCCCCCGGGGGGGAUGGAUGAGCGGCUGCUCCGCGCCCUGGGGGGGCUUAGCCUGCAGCCCCCGCGGAGCCGCUUCGUCGGGAGGCUGGUGCUGCUGCGGGGGCUGCCGGGCGCCGGGAAGAGCACCCUGGCCAGACAACUGAAACGUGACUCUCCCGGUGCUGUAGUUCUUAGUACUGACGACUUCUUUAUCGAAAAUGGGGUAUACAUGUUUGAGCCUGACUUCUUGGAGGAUGCACACAAAUGGAACCAAAAGCGAGCACGCAAAGCGAUGAAGAAUGGGAAAAGCCCAGUUAUUAUUGAUAACACCAACAUCCAUGCUUGGGAAAUGAAGCCGUAUGUGAUGAUGGCACGUGAAAAUAGAUAUGAAGUUAUAUUCCAAGAACCAGAUACACCCUGGAAGUUCAAUGUUCGAGAACUGGCAAGAAGAAAUACUCAUCAUGUCCCUCGAGAAAAGAUACAACGGAUGAAGGAGCAAUAUGAGCACAAUGUUACCUUCCACAGUGUUCUUCACUCUGAAAAGCCAAGCAGAGAUGAGAGAAGCUUCAGUGGACCAAAUGCAGUUUAUAGCAUGGGUGCCUAUUCCAACCUCCCUCCAGCCUUCUCAAGCAGACGACCUCACGUGGCACACAGAAACAACAUGCCAUUUAACUGAAGAGGUGGAUUCCUCAGUGUAUUUUAAUUAUCAGGGUAUAGAAGUCUCUAGUUUUACAUUUUCUUUCUAAACAGUUUUUUAUUCUUCUAUUUUUCUACUACAUUUCUAAAUUACUUUUAUUUCUUACAAGUUUUUAAAUGUCCCUGGAUUAUGAUCUCACAGCUCUACAUGACCACACUAUCCUCAGUACAAACCAUACUCCCUCACCCCUCUUCCUCCACAAAAAACCAUCCAAGCUUACGGUGAAAUUGACUGUCUGUGCCACACGCUUUUUGGGGGUUUUCCUCCUGUGUCGUGCUCUGUCACUAAUAGAUAAUGAUAAAUAUUCCUAAAUUCAUUCUUUCUUACAGGGCACACGGCCAAUUCCUUCUUCACGCAGUUGUCAUUUCUUGCCAUUUUAAUACUAUCUGGCUCUAUAGCCUUUUAUAUCUUCCCACUCCACCUUGUCUAGAGCAUUACUGCGAGCUUUAACAGAGGUAAAGUGAACAGUGGAAAAAGUAACUACUGGAUUGUAGCAAGAUUUGAUGCUGUUCCCUGUCUGCACCUCUGCUGUCUGGAUUCACGCUGGUCUUACCUCAGCUCUAUCACAGCCAAACAGCUUCUCCAGCCUAGAGAUUUCGAACACAUGAAACUGAGCCCUUUAUCUUGCCAAGACAUAGGAAUUCAACUGAUCCUGCGACGAGUCCGUAUUCGGAGGCUCCUAAAAGGAAACAUUAGUGUUAGGCUAGUGCUUGUUAACUUCUAAGUAGGAACAAAAAAAUAUUUUCCUAAGGGGAGAAAAUUCCUUCCAGCACGAAGUGCUGAGAAGCCGCUCUCUGAUGGAUGAGUAAGAAAGGAAGGCAUCCUGCAGUAGUUUUAUCCAUAUUGUUAAAAUUCUGCUGAUUAUGCCCUUAUCAAGAAGCCUCAUCAAACAUUUUUAAAACUCAGCAUUUGUGAUGACAAUUUUUUUUUAAGUAGGUAUGGAUUAUUUGGCAGUGCUUAUAGAACAGGGCAGUAGCGAGUUAUUUUGCAUAGGAAACAAAGGCAGCUCUCAUUGGACAUUAAAAAAUAUGGGUACAGCAGCUAUCAGCAAGCUUGUGUCAGCCUAGUAGAGUUCUCCAGUCCUGCUACAAUGUCCAGCUAGGUCACAGGAGCCACCCCCUGUUCAGCACUUGAGCCAAGGAAAUGGCACAGGACCCCUGAAACGUUGCUGAGGGGGAAGCUGGUGGUCUCAGUUCCGAAACAUCCUCCCUCUUUUGACCCAAGCCUGGUGGGGAGCAGCAGGGCAAGGGGCAGCCUGACAACAAACAAAACCGUGGAGUUGGCAGCCAGUCUAGCAGGAGUGUUGCUCUCUCCAGUGGAGAAACUCCAACUCUGAGAAGCUUCACCUGCUGAAAUUAAUGAGAACAAAGUAAUGAAUUCAAGUACUAAUGCCCAGCAGAAAGAUCUUGUGAUGAAAUCAAAGAAAGAUCUGAUUAUCUUUCAUAAUGCUGUGGCCUCAAGUGCUCCUUUAAGGAGUAGCUCAGAAACACUGACCAAGGAUCUAUCAUUAAUACUUUUGUAUGGCGUUUUGCUAUGAAUCAAAUAAUCAUAGCUGUUCUUGAAAACUCUUAGUGCUAUAUGGAAAGUAUAAGAACCAUGGCAGAAUUAGAGUAAUAUUUCAGAAUUAAAGUGUAACAAUAAACUUAGAGAAUUGUUUAUUUUGCCCUGUGCUGCUUCUGAUAGCUGAACAACUAUUCUAAUACUACAGAGGGUAACAAACCUGAUUGCUUUAGACUGAAACAAAGAUCCUGCUGUAAUUUAAGAAUAAGUCAAAAUCAAAGCAAUGGCUUAUAAAAUGUCAUCAAACCUUCAGCCACACUGAUGCUGUUGUAUGAUACAUGCUUGUGUGAAAAACGUAUAAUUACUCAACUCCAAAUUAUUUUGCAGAUGAAAUGUCACUUCAUGAGUCUGUUUUUGUAAUAUAGCUUUAUUAAAUACAAUCAGGAUUUAAUGUACAAAGUGUAAAAAUAAUUUGAAAUAUAUACAAUACUGUACAUGU